This is a messenger RNA of Fundulus heteroclitus (mummichog), 3320 nucleotides long. RefSeq names its product amyloid beta (A4) precursor-like protein 2 (gene aplp2). The record is from RefSeq and is a predicted model, not a curated record. NCBI's taxonomy places the organism in Eukaryota, Metazoa, Chordata, Actinopteri, Cyprinodontiformes, Fundulidae. The coding region runs from base 255 to 2558 and encodes 767 amino acids. Gene Ontology annotation, biological process: axonogenesis; central nervous system development. The transcript is spliced from 18 exons. Gene Ontology annotation, molecular function: heparin binding; serine-type endopeptidase inhibitor activity; transition metal ion binding. Gene Ontology annotation, cellular component: membrane.
UGUCCACAUUUCCACAGCGGUCCGACACAGAGACGCUUUCCAGUCGAGCUCCGUGGACCAAAAAUAAAUAAAUAAAAAAAAUCCCAAGCAGAGAGCCUCUGAUUUCUGGCCUCUUUGGUGGGGGAGGGAAUAAAGAAAGGCUCCUAAAAGAUCCCCAGGACCUGGUUUGUUGGCUCUUGGUUCCUGCGGACGCCUGGAACAGCUGAGGGGAUCUAAGUUAUUUCCAGCCGAGCGGAUCAGGAGCGCCUGGAGAGAUGGGUCCAGUCCCGGCGAUAUCUGCCCUGCUUUUGGGCAUCGUGGUUCCAGCCCUGGCCGGGUACAUGGAGGCUCUGGCUGCCAACGCGGGCGCCGGGUUCGCCGUGGCCGAGCCACAGGUGGCCAUGUUCUGUGGCAAACUCAACAUGCACGUGGACGUUCAGACCGGCCGCUGGGAGCCCGACCCGUCGGGGACCAAAAGCUGCGUAGGAACCAAGGAGGGCGUGCUGCAGUACUGCCAGGAGAUGUAUCCAGAGCUCAAAAUCACCAACGUAGUGGAAGCCAACGAGCCUGUCCGCAUCCAGAACUGGUGCAAGAAGAAGAAGGCGUGCAAAGGCCACGCCCACAUGGUGGUCCCCUACAUGUGCUUGGUGGGCGAGUUUGUGAGUGACGUUCUCCUGGUCCCGGAGAAGUGCAAGUUCUUCCACAAAGAGCGUAUGGACAUGUGCGUCAGCCACCAGCAGUGGCACGGCGUGGCCAAGGAGGCCUGCUCCAGGAGCUCCAUGGUGCUCCACAGCUACGGCAUGCUGCUGCCCUGCGACAUCGACAAGUUCCACGGCACGGAGUACGUGUGCUGCCCCGCCUCCCGCUCGGGGGAGUCCGCCCCCUCCUCCCUGCCCUCCCAGGAGGAUGACGACGACGAAGACGAGCAGGUAGAGAACGAGGACGUCGACCUGGGAGACGACGAGGCUCUGGAGGAGAGUGAGACCCCAGUCGAGGAGGAACCCACGCAGAAGGAGGAGCCUGUGGACGAAGAUGAGGAUCAGGAGGAGGAAGACGAGGAGCCGUACCACUACGUGUAUGACGAUGAGGAAGAGGAGGAGGACGGGGACGACGAGGGGCAGAAGAAAGAAAGCGACAAAGCAUCAGAGAAACCUGAUGAGGAAAAGAUUUUAGAAGAAGUAAAAGCCGUCUGCACCCUGGAGGCUGAGACGGGCCCCUGCCGCGCCUCCAUGCCUCGCUGGCACUUCGACGUCAGCCAGAGGAAGUGUGUGCGCUUCAUAUACGGGGGCUGCGCCGGCAACCGCAACAAUUUCGACUCGGAGGAGUACUGCAUGGCCGUGUGCAAGCGCCUGACCGUGCCGCCGACUCCUCAGCCCACCGACGACGUGGACAUCUACUUUGAGACGCCGGCCGACGACAAGGAGCACAGCCGCUUCCAGAAAGCCAAGGAGCAGCUGGAGAUCAGGCACCGUAACCGCAUGGAGAGGGUGCGAAAAGAGUGGGAAGAGGCUGAUCGGCAGGCUAAGAACCUUCCCAAGGCUGAGAGGCAGACUCUGAUCCAGCACUUCCAGGCUAUGGUGGAGUCCCUGGAGGAGGAGGCUGCCAGCGAGAAGCAGCAGCUGGUGGAGACGCACCUUUCCCGAGUGGAGGCCAUGCUGAACGACCGUCGCCGCGUGGCGCUGGAGAACUACCUGGCUGCCCUGCAGGCCGACCCCCCCAGGCCCCACCGUGUCCUGCAAGCGCUGAGGAAGUACGUCCGUGCAGAGAACAAGGACCGCCAGCACACCAUCAGCCACUACCAGCACGCCCUGGCUGUGGACCCAGAAAAGGCAGCACAGAUUAAGUCUCAGGUGAUGACCCACCUGCGGGUGAUCGAGGAGAGGAUGAACCAGAGUCUGUCUCUACUCUACAAAGUACCUAACGUGGCCGAGGAGAUUCAGGAUGAAAUUGACGAGCUGCUCCAGGAGAAGAAGGCCGACAUGGACCAGUUCAUGUCCUCCAUCUCCGAAUCACAGCCCGACGUCACCGUGUCGUCGGAGGAGAACGUGGAAGUCCCCGUCUCCGAGGGCAAACCCUACCGACCCAUCCAGGUCACGUCUCUGGGGUCCCGCUCAGAGCCAGAAGGCGACCUAUCAGACUCCCCACGUGCCUUCAAGAAAGGCUCCGCCAUGGCUGGUCUGGACGGUCUGAUCGGCGCCGAGGAGAGGAUCAUCAACGGCAAGCCCAAGAUGGGAGAGAAAGUGGUGAUUGAUGAGUCUCUGGAUGUUAAGGAAGUGGUUUACAGUGCUGAGAGAGUCAGCGUUAUGCAUGGUGAUGAGCUGGAGUCCUACCGCCCCCUGGGAGAGGACUUCAGCUUCAGCAGCACGGCACUGAUUGGGCUGCUGGUGAUCGCCGUGGCCAUAGCAACUGUGAUUGUGAUCAGCCUGGUGCUGCUGAGGAAAAGGCAGUACGGCACCAUCAGCCACGGCAUCGUGGAGGUGGACCCCAUGCUGACGCCAGAGGAGCGACACCUAAACAAGAUGCAGAACCACGGCUACGAAAACCCCACCUAUAAAUACCUGGAGCAGAUGCAGAUCUAGCCCGAGCCUGAGGGGGGCGCCGUGGAACCUGGCCGUCUUCGGCAGGGGGAACAUACUACUGACCAAUAACACAUGAUGCUAUUGUUAAAAAUCCUUUGCAUACAUCCAAACUCCAUUUACUGGUUUGUUAAAAAACAAUCCUUAAGUAGGCCUAAUGCUACUACUUCUACUACUGCUACUGUUGUACUAUAGAGCUCUUUUUGAUCACGUGUCCGAUGUUUCUGCCAGGUCGCAAAGUAGAAAAUGAUUUAUCUGUAAUUAUCGAGACAGAUUAAGAUGUAUAACAUUUCUUCUGACAUUUUUAUUGUGUGAAAAGCAAAUCAAACUAAUGUUUUUUUUUUUAGUUAUCAAACUGGCUCUACAUAUAGUUUUUCCAUCAUGCAGACUCUGAUGGGUUUCCUCAAAUAAUUGGUGUUUCAAUGUGUUUUUAAUCUCAAUAGAUUGCUUGUAUAUGAAGGUUGUUUGUACCAAUCAAAAUAUUCAGUGGGGGGAAAAAAAACAAAUGGGGGGGUGGGGGAGAAUAAAUUCAGGAUUUUUUUCUUUGCUUUGUUAUAAUAACAAAAUACAUAAAAUGUUUUAAUAUACAUGAGUAUACAUAAAAAUUUGAUGUUUUUAUUCACAUUUUUCCCAAAGGAAGAGAUUAUAGAAUGGUUUGGGUUUUUAUUUUUGUAUUUGUUUUGUUUGGUGGUUACAAAUGUUUGCAGGCAUUGGUGAGGGUGAUGAUCUGCACAGACCCCCAGCUCAAACACAUCUCCCAAAAAA